Messenger RNA from Osmia lignaria (orchard mason bee), 1040 nucleotides. RefSeq names its product protein crossbronx homolog. NCBI's taxonomy places the organism in Eukaryota, Metazoa, Arthropoda, Insecta, Hymenoptera, Megachilidae. The record is from RefSeq and is a predicted model, not a curated record.
GUUAGUUUAUGUUACUAAUCAUCCGUCGCAGUUUGUAAAAGUAUGGGAGGUGAUUUCGUUAUUUAAAAUUAUCAAUAUCGAUAAUAAUUGAGAGGAUAUUUUUUUAACGUAAUACAUAUAAUAUCAUUAUGUCAGGAAUAAAGGGAGAUACUAAUAAGGAUAAUAAUCUAAGAAGACAGGGUUCGUUUAGGAAAUUACUGCCUCUGAAUACCAAUGGAGAUUCCCAAUUGAGUAUGUCUGUGAAAAUGAUCGACAGGCCGACCGUUUCGCAAACUAAUAAGGAAUAUGCAAUUUAUUUGCAAGAGUAUAACAUUUUAUCAGAAUACAACAUGUUGUGCACACAAGAUCUGAAGGGCGUAUAUGUUAUACCAUCUGCUCAGAAUUCCUUAUUAUGGUUUGGUGUACAAUUUGUCCGGCAAGGAAUUUAUCAAGGAGGAAUCUUCAGAUUUAAUAUUACACUACCUCAAAAUUUUCCAGAUGGGGGUUGUCCUAAAGUUGUAUUUCAAACUCCAGUUUUUCAUCCUUUAAUCGAUCCUGAAUCUGGAGAAUUGUGCACAACAUGGAGUUUUUCUGAAUGGAGGAAAAGCAAUAGAAUUUGGCAGUUGGUACAAUUCAUAACAAAAGUACUGACUAAAGUUGAUGUCAAACUGAAUGCUGUAAACCAAGAAGCACUUAAUUUAUUAGAAAAUAACUUUGAAGGUUUUCGAGAUCGUGUAAAAAAAUGUGUAAGAGAGAGUUUAAACAGAGUUUACGAUCCACCUCCAGUUGAUGAUCCUCAUUACAUUACUUUUAGUCCAUAUGUUGGAGAGCUUUAUGAUUCCAUUAAACAAGAAAUUUACCAAUCCAAGGAUGAAGAAGAAAAUAAAGCAUUGGGUUUGUCUUGGGUACAACCAGGCUCUCUUCAACCAUUCUCAAAACCUGAAGUGAGAUAGUAAUUAUAGGAAAUGAAAUCUUAAAAUAGAUUGAUAGACAUCCUUAGGAAGUAAGGAAAUUGUACAUUUUAUGUAUGCAGGGGAUAAAUUAUAAUGUAUUUUUGUAUC